AUGGGGUUCAAUAUGAGUGAUUUACCUACCAAGACAGUUGGUAGUGAUACUUUCAUUGAUAACGAGCUUGUUCUGCAUGCUGAAGUCUGGGUAGAUCCAGCUACAGAUAUACCACUCACGAUUGCGAUAGUCGUCAAGGGGAUUGGCUUGUUAUGGGUUGUAUGGUCUGCUGGGCUUGAGAACUGGCUAAAUAAAUCAAAAAUAACAGUCUCUAUCAGACAAGGUACUGUUGGGACAAAGCUUGAUGAAGUAACCAACAUUCCCCAGAAGUUCAUUGAAGAAGCCAAGGUGGAUUCUGACUUUAUCUAUACAAGGCGAAAUAAACUGUGA
Messenger RNA from Enterobius vermicularis (human pinworm), 330 nucleotides. NCBI's taxonomy places the organism in Eukaryota, Metazoa, Nematoda, Chromadorea, Rhabditida, Oxyuridae. The record is from the annotation of a GenBank genome assembly.